Volvox carteri f. nagariensis is the source of this 1350-nucleotide messenger RNA. RefSeq lists its product as uncharacterized. The record is from RefSeq and is a predicted model, not a curated record. The annotation marks the transcript as partial. The transcript is spliced from 6 exons. Lineage: Eukaryota; Viridiplantae; Chlorophyta; Chlorophyceae; Chlamydomonadales; Volvocaceae. Gene Ontology annotation, molecular function: protein binding.
GUGUGGCGUCCGGGCAUCGACCCUGUGGACGAGGAUGAGGAGCUGGCCUAUGACCCAACCGCGUACGACUGCCUGCACCGCUUCGAAGUGGACUGGCCAUGCCUAAGCUUCGAUAUCCUCAAAGAUGACCUGGGCGGGCCACGCAGCUCCUUCCCCCAUACAGUUUACCUGGUCUGUGGCACUCAGGCGGCAACCGCCCGACAAAACUACGUUGCCUUCCUUAAACUGGCGCAGUUGGGGCAAGGUCGUCAUGGCAAGAAAUCAGCCGCGGAGGACGACGAUGACUCGGACGCUUCUGACGAUGAUGACGACGACAGUAGUGACGAUGGCGAGGGCAGCAGCAGCGAGCUGCCCGCCACGUUUCACUACCGCCGCAUCGCAAUGCCGUGUGGAGUGAAUCGCGUCCGGGCGAUGCCACAGCAGCCGGCGCUGGUGGCGGUGUGGGGUGACAACGGGCAGGUACGGCUCAUUGACGGCUCCAAGCUGGUUUCAGAUUUGGCGGCUGAGACGGAGCCCACUGCUGCCACCGCCAAGGGCAAAGGAGGCGGUGUGGGCAAGCCGCUGGAACUCAGGCCGUUGGCCACACACAGUCACUCGGCUGAGGGCUUCGCGCUGGACUGGUCGUCGGCGCGGCCUGGUCGGCUGGCCUCCGGCGACAACCGCCACAAGAUUCACGUGUGGGAGCCCUCGGAAGGGGGGAAGUGGUCGGUUGGCGGGGCGCAUGUGGGUCACGAGGGGGCUGUGGAGGACCUCCAGUGGAGCCCCUCAGAGGAGACGGUGUUUGCCUCCUGUGGCACCGACCGCUCCAUCCGUAUCUGGGACGCCAGGGAACGCGGACGGCCCAUGCUGACGGCGGCGGAGGCGCACGGCACCGACGUCAACGUCAUUUCCUGGAACCGCGGCGUAUCGUACAUGCUCGCGUCGGGCGCUGACGACGGCUGCUUGCGCAUCUGGGACCUGCGCACCUUUGCGUCGUCGUCAUCGUCUUCGGCAACUUCUGGCGGGGGAAACCCUGCUGCGGGUCCUGCCCACGUGGCCCAGUUCACGUACCACCGGAGUCACGUGACGAGUGUAGAGUGGUGCCCCUACGAAGGCAGCAUGUUGGCGUCUUGCUCAGCGGACAACCAACUGGCGGUGUGGGAUCUGGCGCUGGAGCGCGACCCCGAGGAGGAGGCUGCUCUGGCGCCCGAGGGUAACGCCGCGGCCCCCGAGGACCUGCCGGCUCAGCUGCUGUUUCUCCACGCGGGCCAGAGCGAUCCCAAGGAGCUCCACUGGCACCCGCAGAUACCCGGACUCCUGGUAUCCACUGCAGGAGAUGGCUUCAACCUGUUCAAGGCGGCCAACAUGUAG